Molecule: messenger RNA, 841 nt
Organism: Aureobasidium subglaciale EXF-2481
Lineage: Eukaryota; Fungi; Ascomycota; Dothideomycetes; Dothideales; Saccotheciaceae
Exons: 3
Coding region: 231-722 (163 amino acids)
Source: RefSeq, a predicted model, not a curated record
CUUGCUGGAAGAGUUAUGCAACGAGCCUUUUGUGCAGCCCGCAGUGCACCCAAGCGACACUCGCCAUCGCCGUCAAUCGGAAGGUCGUGCAUCAAGGCCCUUAGAGAUGAACCUGUCCCCUGUCAAAGGACGUCGACAUACUGAACACAGGGCGCCACGUUUCCUCGCGGACGCGCGCAGUCGCGUGGCAUUUUGGCUUGCAGACCUGCAGCUGUAAGCCAGGGAUUAUCAUGAUUUCUAUUCGUCUCGGGUUUCGCAAAGAAAAUCAACGUGCCCUGACUGACGUGCAUUUGACCGACUGCUUAAAGUGGUCUUGCCCGCCAUGGCUUUUGCCCCAAACCGUCUCUAUCUCUUCUCAAAACAUCACUCUAUUGAAAGAUAGUCACAGCUAUUGUGUUGACGGGCAGGCCGAGUCACAUCAUGGGCCCUGCCAGAUCGGUAGAUUAUUCCACCGGUUAGUGCUCGAGGCUAACCCGGAAAGGCCUGCAUGUAUGCUUAAGCGACUAUCAGGAGCUCAUUGGGUCUUGUGUCUUCUAUUGUGCUCACCGACAACUAUUUGCUAUUUCCAGUGUGUAUGCAUAUGUCCCCAACUCUUCUUACAGGCAAGAUGCACACAAGACUAUUUUAGAGACAAGACUGUUGGAAGCGAGGCCGAAUCGGGACUUUCUCCACAAUCACGCAUGUCAUACAGCGAGUCAGGUCGUGCUCGAUUCAGAUAUUGAUAUGCAGAACCCGUCACAUCUGCAGUUCAUGCAGGAUGCAGGGCACUCACUCCAGGCUGUUGGCUUGCAAGGUGCUCAGUAAGCCGUCGACUCGAUCGCUGAGGGUCCCGCAGAGACUC